Emericellopsis atlantica is the source of this 1269-nucleotide messenger RNA. RefSeq lists its product as uncharacterized. The record is from RefSeq and is a predicted model, not a curated record. The transcript has a single exon. Bases 251 to 1147 code for a protein of 298 amino acids. Gene Ontology annotation, molecular function: oxidoreductase activity. Lineage: Eukaryota; Fungi; Ascomycota; Sordariomycetes; Hypocreales; Bionectriaceae.
CCAAGUCCGAGGCGAGGACAAUAAGCCGCGUCUGAAUAAUCCAUGGCCAUGAGAAAUGGCGUGGCUGUGGUAUCAUGAGUCUGGUUGAUUGACAAUCCGUGGUCCCGUCGCCAAGUAUAUAUACACCUCCAGACGACCACUUCAGAGGCAACUGGAAUCAACGUCCAGUCCACUCUGACCUUGAUCAUUCAACCUGCACCACCCAUCCAGAACACCAGAGAUCAACCUCCAUUACACCCCUUUCAACACCAUGUCCAUCAAAAACGUUGCACUGACCGGUGCCUCGGGCAGUCUUGGCGUCGUAGUCUUCAAACGCCUCGCUGCGGCCAGCGACCUCAACCUCAAGAUCCUCCGCCGCCACGGAUCCAAGUCAACCUUCCCUGCCAAUGUUCAGGUCGUGGACGUCGACUUUGACAGCGUCGAGAGCCUCACAGCAGCCCUGGCCGGUCAGGACGCCCUCGUGUCCACCAUCUCCUCGGAGCACAUUGCCGCCCAGAAGAACCUCGUCGACGCUGCGCUCUCCGCGGGCGUCAAGCGCUUCAUCCCCUCCGACUUUGGCUCCGACAUGGCCAACGAGCACAAUCAGCGCCUGCCCGUCUUCCAGCCCAAGGCGGAAAUCAGGAGCAGCCUGAUCGAAAAGGCCAAGUCGACAGAGACGACCUACACAUUUGUUUACAAUGGCGCGUUCCUGGACUGGGGCAUUGAGCGCAGUUUCCUCAUCAACCCUUCCGGCGACAAGACGCGGGUCGUCGAGGGCGGCGACAUUCCCUUCUCCACGACGACCUUGGCAUCCGUGGCCGAUGCUGUCUACGGUGUCCUGAAGCACCCCGAGGAGACCAAGAACCGCGCCGUGUACAUUGAGGACGCGAAAGUCACCCAGAACCAGCUCCUCCGGCUCGCAAAGCAGGCGGCCCCUAGCAAGUCCUGGGACGUGGAGCACGUCACCUUGGAUGAGAUCACAGGGGCAGCUGACAAGAGGCUGGCCCAGGGGCUGUUGGAUUUCCACACCUUUGUGCCGUAUAUCUACCGCGCCAUCUUUGGGGCGGAGAAUCACGGCAGCUUUGAGAGGAAUGACAAUGAGCUGCUGGGUCUCAAGGGUAAGACGGACGAGGAAGUCGCUGAGGUGGUGAAGCAAUAUGUCAAGUAGGAUCUAGAUGAAUAGCCUCCAGAUCUAAUUGAAUGUCUUGGACAUGGGAUAGGUGUCCGAUGCUGUGGGUCUCAUCCUCUACGUCAAAAUACGGAAUUGAUUGGAAAAUAUAUCCCACCGGC